AUAAUUUCCCAUCUGAUUCUAUAUCUUCAAAUGACUCAGAGAAGUAACCCCAAAAAUAAUCUGUAAAGAAAAAAAGAAAGAGAGAGACUUUUUUUCCAAGAUUUAUUUUUCACUCCAUUGAAUUAUUUCAUGGGGUUUUGUUAAUAGUCUCUCUCUCUUUUCUUGGAACAUUAGGGUUAUUUUCACCAAAGAUUGGAUCUUUUUGAGAAUCAGUGUAAAGGGUCUUUGAUUUUGCAGGUUCAAGAUGGUAGGAUCAGACGAGAAUUGCCAAGGUGUUAUCAUGGCUUCAAAUGUUCAAGGGGCUGGAGGAGGAAAAGUGACAAUGGGGCAUAAUAGAAGGGCUCUAAGUACAAUAAAUGGGAAUAUAGUUGAAGCUCCAGCAUACCCUUGCAAAGUACACAAGAGAAAUGGCAUCACUGACAAGAGCGCGAAUGGUGUUAAGAAUCCUCCCAUUCCAAUUCAUCGACCGGUAACGAGUAUGGGGGAUUCUUGCUGCUUCAGGAAAUUUGCUGCACAAAUGGCUACCAAGCUGCAGCAACCAACGGUAACAAAGCAGCCAGUCCAAACAGCAACUGAUAGAAAUGAAUCAGAAGACCGCAUCAUUAUUGAUGUAGAAGAUUACAAGGCCACAAGUGACUAUGAUCCUGUGCCAAUGUUUGUGCAACAUACAGAAGCAAUGAUGGAGGAAAUUGAUAGGAUGGACGCAGAGACGGAGAUGGAAGAUGUAGAGGAGACACUAAUUGUGGACAUAGACAGUGCUGAUAAAAAGAACCCACUUGCAGUUGUGGAGUACAUUGAUGACAUGCAUGCUUACUACAAGAAGACCGAGAGUUCUAGCUGUGCCCCUCCAAAUUACAUGGAACAACAAUUUGAUAUUAAUGAGAGGAUGAGAGCUAUUCUCAUUGACUGGCUGAUUGAGGUACAUUACAAGUUUGAUCUGAUGGAAGAGACUUUGUAUUUGACCGUAAAUCUUAUCGAUAGAUUCUUGGCAGUCCAACAAGUGAUUAGGAAAAAACUCCAGCUUGUUGGGGUAACAGCUAUGCUUCUAGCCUGCAAGUAUGAAGAAGUUUCAGUUCCUGUCGUUGAGGAUCUUAUUUUGAUCUCUGAUAAGGCUUACACCAGAAAAGAAGUGCUUGAGAUGGAGAAGUUGAUGAUCAAUACCUUACAGUUCAACCUAUCAGUGCCUACAGCAUAUGUGUUUAUGAUGCGAUUUCUUAAAGCUGCUCAGUCUGAUAAGAAGGUGGAGCUCCUGUCUUUCUUUAUGACUGAACUAUGCCUCGUUGAGUAUGAAAUGCUUAGGUUCCCACCUUCAAUGCUAGCUGCUGCGGCAAUAUUUACUGCCCAAUGUGCUCUAAGUGCGCCUAACGAGUUGAGUAAAACUUGUGAGAAGUAUAGCCACUACACUCAAGAUCAGCUUUUGGAGUGCUCAAGACUGAUGGUUUCUUUCCAUCAGAAGGCUGCAAUUGGGAAGCUUACUGGUGUAUACAGAAAGUAUAGCAUCUCUAAAUAUGGAUUUGUUGCAAAAUGCCCACCUGCUUCUUUUCUUUUAGAGGCAUGCUUUUAGCACAUGAUGUUACUUGCAACUGCUGACGGAAUGUUUUUGGAGUGGAGAGCAACUGAGCAACAUAAGUUGCCUCUGGCAAGUCGGAUUAGAUUUUAGUUUCAGUGGAUAAUGAAAUCUGUUUUUGUUGCUACUAUACCAAGAUCCCAAGUACUUUUACAAAUUGUUGCUACUAUUUUGUGAAUCUAAAAGCUGUUUAGAUCCUUAUCUCUGAUAUAUUUACCUCA
Messenger RNA from Nicotiana tabacum (common tobacco), 1788 nucleotides. RefSeq names its product G2/mitotic-specific cyclin-2-like. Gene Ontology annotation, biological process: mitotic cell cycle phase transition. Gene Ontology annotation, molecular function: cyclin-dependent protein serine/threonine kinase regulator activity. The record is from RefSeq and is a predicted model, not a curated record. NCBI's taxonomy places the organism in Eukaryota, Viridiplantae, Streptophyta, Magnoliopsida, Solanales, Solanaceae.